AUGAAUUUCGCCUCGCAAAUAGCUGAUAAGGUUGCCGGACACGCACCAACAUCGACUCCGUCUCAACCGAAAUACGAUGAAACACGUACACAACAUGCAAUUAUAUGGCGUGGAAAACGACAUGUUGAAUACGUUGAAAAGCCCAUGCCGAUGAUAUCCGAUCCUCUGGAUAUCUUAUUGAAAAUCACAGCGACAACCGUGUGUGGUUCUGAUUUACAUUUAUACAAUAAUACGAUGCUUGAUAUGCAUGAUGGCGACAUACUCGGUCAUGAAUUUAUGGGUGUCAUCGAACAAGUCGGUGAUCAAGUCAAGAAAUUAAAAGUUGGGCAACGUGUUGUCGUUGCAUUCAAUAUUGCUUGUGGUUUUUGUGACUAUUGCAAACGUGAAGAAUAUUCUGUUUGUGAUACAACAAAUCCGUCAAAGCUUCAAGAGAAACUCUACGGUCAAAAGACAGCAGCACUCUUUGGUUAUUCACAUUUAACAGGCGGUGUACCUGGCGGUCAAGCCGAAUAUGUUCGUGUACCAUUUGCCGACAUCAACUGUUUACCAAUACCCGAUGAUGUACCUGAUAAUAAAGCACUUUAUUUAUCUGACAUUGUUCCAACUGCAUAUCAUGGUUGUUACAUAGGUAAUGUCAAAGAAGGCUCAACUGUUGCCAUCUGGGGUUUGGGACCAAUUGGUUUACUUGAAGCACGUUGGUGUCAAAUACUUGGUGCCAAACGUAUUAUUGGAAUUGACGGUGUUCCCGAGCGACUUGUUUUAGCAAAAAAGAUAGGAAUUGAAACAAUUAAUUUCAAAGAAGUGGAUACAACAAAAAGAUUACUUGAAUUAGUUCCUGGUGGUGUUGAUUGUUCAUUGGAAGCUGCCGGUUUUGAUUAUGCAAAGUCGCUACUUCACAAAAUUGAACGUUUCCUUAAUUUGGAAACAGAUGCCGGAGAUAUUUUAACAGAAAUGAUCACAUGCACACGUAAAGCCGGUACAAUAUCAAUUAUUGGUGUCUAUAAUAAUACGGUGAAUCAUUUUCCUAUUGGAGCAAUGAUGGAAAAACAUCUUCUAGUCGUCGGAGGCCAAUCUUAUACGCAAAAGCAUUGGAAAACGUGUUUAGAUAAAAUCCGUUCAGGUGAAAUGGAUCCCACUAUUGUUAUCUCACAUAAUUUAACACUUAAUCAAGUGCCUGAUUAUUAUAAACAAUUUGAUGAUAAAGAAGGUGGCGCAUUAAAAUGUUUUGUUCGACCGGAAAAUUUUGUUGGAACAAAAUGA
Molecule: messenger RNA, 1260 nt
Organism: Adineta ricciae
Lineage: Eukaryota; Metazoa; Rotifera; Eurotatoria; Adinetida; Adinetidae
Source: the annotation of a GenBank genome assembly